Messenger RNA from Trametes versicolor FP-101664 SS1, 3061 nucleotides. RefSeq lists its product as uncharacterized. The transcript has 2 exons. NCBI's taxonomy places the organism in Eukaryota, Fungi, Basidiomycota, Agaricomycetes, Polyporales, Polyporaceae. The record is from RefSeq and is a predicted model, not a curated record. Bases 1 to 2730 code for a protein of 909 amino acids.
AUGUCGCUCGCCUCGGACCCCCGUGCCUCUCCUUUCACCGUCCAGGAGUUCAGCGACCUCGUCUGCUCCGCAUUCAACCUCGAGGAUGCAGACCUCUCUCCGCCGUCUCGCCGGCCUCUCCUCUCCUUCACUCCUCCUUCUCCUCAUUCUCUUGUCCUGCCUGAUGCUCGGGUGGAUCUCUCAGGCUGCUGCUUCGAGGGCGAGACGGAGGACGAGCAUCAAGACCCUCGUUCCCCCAGUCUGGACGAUGCCUCGCCCCAAUCGUCUCCACCUGGAAGGAGAUCGCGUUCCAGAACGAUUACAGCCCUCCGCGUGUUCCACCAAGUCCGUACUCGCGCCUCCGCCUUCGUUCUUCGACCACGUGCUCCUUCUGUGUCUCGCAACUCUCCCCCUCCCCUUCCUUUUGAGCCCCUCCCCCCGCUCUUGGCCAUUUCCCCCACCCUCAUUCCCACUCCCAUCAUCCCUCGCCCCCACACGCCCCUCAGCAUGCUCGACCUCAACCUUGACCACCCCGGCUCUCGCACGCGUUCUCGUGCGGAGAGUCUGCCCCGGUCGCUGCUCUUCAAACGUGAAACCACCCCGCCUCCGCUUCCGGUCCGCCAGUCGCAUCCCGGCACCUCCGCCGGAGUGCGCGACGCGUCUUUCGACCUCCGGUCGUUCUUCGACGACUCGCCCGUGAAGUCUAAACGCGCAUAUAGUCGCCCCUCCACGGCCACCUCCAUGUCUCAGGCGUCCACCAUCCACCCUCUUUCGCGCAUGGCCUCGUCCAAUAGUGCCCACGCGGUCCUCUCUGGGGAAGGCUUGCCGUCAUUCUUCGAAGACACUGGGUACCAAGUUGCCAAACCUGCCGCGCCCCACUACAGUCGUCCCACCACGCCGGCGGAAGGGCUAGGCCUGCGCAUACAUACUCGUCUUCCCGCGUUGCGCAAGUCCAAGAGUGGAGGGCAUGGUCUUUUCAGUCGCAGUCACCGCAAAGACGGCUCGAAGGGCCUUAGCGAGGACACAUCCGCUAGGCUGGGGAUCGAAGAUUCCGCUUUCUGGAGCGCGCACAAUGAUGGUCGCACGCCCUCCCCCUUCACUUGUCCCAGAGAAGUCCCUCCGAUGCCCAAUGCGCUAGCCCCCUUCGUGCUUGACAGCCCCGAGGACUUGGAGGCUCCCUUGCCGCCGUCGUACGUGUUCGAGAGACGCGGCAGUGCAGCGAGCAAUUCAACGGCGAGUACCAGGUCGAGCUCUAGUCUAUCCUCCAAGAUCUCUAGCAUCGUCGGCAUCGCUUUCCCGAGCAAGAUGCGUUUGCAUGCACGUUCCAAGCUGAAUCUCAACAUCGCGACUGGUCCGGACCCGGUUUCCGCGCAUUCUUCCCCUUCGACGUUGGGGUCGCUCUCCUCACCCACAACUCCGGUUUCUCCGACCUCGACGUUCCCACGCUCUCAGCCAUACGUGUUUCCUGGGUAUGCUGACCCACUUAGCCAGGACAACUCGUUAUCUGAGAUCGAAGAAGAUGCACUUGCUCUCGGCCGCGUUCUCACUCCGGAGGCGGAUCCGUUCGCGAAGGCGGACAUUGCGGUACCUAUCGAGGGGACGCCACGUCCCCCCACUCCUCCGGUGUCUCGUCGUGCCUCGUCACAAACAUCCCCGGCGACGGGUUUGUACCGGACGCCAACCUGGAACGAAGAGAGAGUCAAGGUUCCAGGACCGACCAAACGGACGAGAAAUAGUCUCCCUGCGUCGCCUGUAUCCUCCGCGUCCACGUUCCCGUCCACCUGCUCGAUCUACGGAGGGCGUGAUUCAAGUCCGCUCGCGCACACUCCCCCCACACCGAAGCACAACGGACCUCCUUCAGCGUGGUCGCCAUACAGCACGCCAGCUGCGUCUUCUUCGUCGCCGAGCUCUUCGUCGGCGAUUGCUUCCUCUCCUAGCCGCUCUCCGUCCUCUGCUGCGAAGUCCAGGCGGCGAGUUAGUCCUUCGUCACCGCCGUCCCCUACUAUGUCAGCAUUCCCGUUGCCUCCCAGAACGCUUCCGCUACAAUUCCCUCCGCCUCGUCGUGCGCUGCCCUCUAUUCCUCUUCCAUCACCCACGGCCCCUCCUGUCCCCCCGAAGGACUCCCCACUGUCCCGUGUAGCACGUGCGCACAAGUCGCUUCCGCCGUCACCGCAUCCUCUCCCGCCACUGGCAGGUUCCCCAGCUUCAGUACGCUCGCACAGGGAAACCGGUGCAACACGCUGGGACGAUCGCCACAUGACCCUCCUCCCUUUGAAGACGGACAUACGGGACCUGUUCGCAGAGGCGGAUGCUCGUUCUGGCGAUCGGGAUCAUCUAGAGGAGAGCUUCGACCUAUCGAGCUCUUCUUUGGGGGAGCCGUGGAAUGGUCUAGGGUGCGGAUCUAGUAUCGACUUGUCCUCCCCUUCCGCCAUGUCCUCAGGCUGGCAGAUCAGGCCUGUAGCUAGGAGGCGCUCCGUGGACUCGACCUCCACCAUCACCGGGUCGCCCGCUUCGUCCGCCUUGCACGACGCGGGAAACAGUUGGGAAGCGGAGUCUUCGACUACGGAAGGCAGGCCUCCAGUCCUCGAGGCCGACACGCAUCCUGUCAGCAUCCCCACGGACAACGAUUCCGACUACUGCGGCUCCGCCGUGUCGCUCGCGACUUUCUACACCGCGCGGUCGAGUUUGGGUUCGGAUUCCCCAGCUCACACCUCUCCAGUUGUCGACUUCGCCAUGGAUGCUAGGUCGUAACCCGAUGCUUCGAACGACUCGGAUUAUACACGGCGGCCCUCCCUCUCUCGACGCCACCUUUCUUGUCUCUGCUCUGAAUGUUAUCGCGUGCGCAGUAAUAGCAAGUAUACCUCUCGUAUAGUACAUAUCUCGGGCUGUCCCCUUCCGCUCUUUAUACGCGUAACUUAUCGUGUCAUUCUUUAUUUGUCACAUACUCUUUCCCUAAUAUCCUGUAAAACGUCAUAAGAAUCGGUGUACUUUAUAACGUACCGUAGGCUCCGUAGUCGGUACGUCUUGUGGAGGUGAAAUACGAGGAAGCGGUACGCGGAGCUCGCAGGCAAGCAUAAAUGGC